CUCUCUUUCUCUUGCACAACCACCACCCUUCGAAUCUCAGGUGAAGAGCGCAAGGGCAACCAUGGUUCGCAAAGUGGCCUACGUGCUGCUCGCCUUGGUCGCCGCCAUUCUGGUCGCUGCGACUGAUCCGGGCAACGGAAGCCGCAGCAACACGCGCAGUGACGUUAACACGACUCUGCGGCUGGCACUGUCAGACUCGCCAGAGUCGCCAGGACCGCGCGAGUUGCCAGAAAUGCCACAAGUGCCGAACCCGCCGGGACCGCCAGAACUGCCGAGCCAGCCAGUACCUAGCGUGCAGCCAGUACCUAGCGGGCAGCCAGCUCCAAGCGUGCACCCGAGACCGUCAGCAUCAGGCGUGCAUCCGGCACUGCCAGAAGCAAGGGUGCACCCGACACCGCAAGAAACAGGCGUGCACCCGACACCGCCAGGACCGAGCGUGCACCCGACACCGCCAGGACCAAGCGUGCACCCGAGACCGCAAGAAGCAAGCAUGCCCCCGAGCCAUCUCACACCCGAACUUGUGAGCUGGUUGCGCCAGGAUAUUAAAGAGCAUGCCGCGAGGGCCGCCAAGCGCCGGUACAUGGAUUUGUCGGCAUUUUUUCCGCUCCCGCCAAUGCCUGUCCGCUUCCAAGAUCUGCCCAAGCCCAACGGCCCGCCUGGCGAUGUGUGGCGGGAGCUGGCGCAGCAGCAUGCACCGUCACAAUUUCACACGCAUCCACCACCGCCACAGUCGGCUUCUUCAGCCAGACACCCAACCCCACCUCCCUCGACGGUCUACCGCUCUUGGCUCGAUGCCAUGACUGGGGCAGAGCGCCAGAAGCCACCAGCGAUGAGCUUCGGUGCUGGAACCAGCCAACCGCCGCAUCCUUAUGCUGCGCGAGGACACCGUCAGUUGUUCACAAUGAGCCAGUCUGCUGGGCCUAGCCAUCCCCUUCGUCCUCAGAUCGCAGCAGGACACGGCCAGCCGAACGCGCAGAUCCCCGUUGCCCGACCCAAACGUGCCCAGUUUGAGGCCGCAGCCGCGGCAGCAGCAGCAGAAAUUCGCAAGGCUCGAGCGAUGAGGAAUGCUGCAGGGCCCAGCCAGCCUGACCCUCGGGCCGCAGCAGGUGUCGGCCAGCCGCCUGC
Molecule: messenger RNA, 1125 nt
Organism: Acaromyces ingoldii
Lineage: Eukaryota; Fungi; Basidiomycota; Exobasidiomycetes; Exobasidiales; Cryptobasidiaceae
Exons: 1
Source: RefSeq, a predicted model, not a curated record